Messenger RNA from Homalodisca vitripennis (glassy-winged sharpshooter), 5274 nucleotides. RefSeq names its product FERM, ARHGEF and pleckstrin domain-containing protein 1-like. Gene Ontology annotation, molecular function: cytoskeletal protein binding; guanyl-nucleotide exchange factor activity. The coding region runs from base 353 to 3511 and encodes 1052 amino acids. The record is from RefSeq and is a predicted model, not a curated record. The transcript is spliced from 23 exons. Gene Ontology annotation, cellular component: cytoskeleton. Lineage: Eukaryota; Metazoa; Arthropoda; Insecta; Hemiptera; Cicadellidae.
GGUUAUGUGUUGUAGUAGUGUGACUCGUGCCGUGCUACGGUAGUGUGUUGUUCGUUAGGUGGUACGGAAUCUUCUCGUUGUGUGCAAUUUUGUUCUGUGCAGUGGAUCAACAGGCUGAAUAAUUGUUAAUCAGGUUGCUUACAAUCUAGCUAAAAAGGGAUGGCUAGCAACAGCACACUCGACCCGAACUUCGACUCGACCCAGUCCCUGCGACUCUAGCGACCAGUGUAGUGUCACGACCCGCGAGUGUCCAGUGUAGUGCCGUCAUGUGUGUUCGGACCUGACUCCACUAUUAUGAUAUUUAUACGCGCUGUUUUUUGAUAACUACUGAUUAUAAAGAGAGGAGGCUGUGAUGAUGAACGACUCCAGCCUAAGCCAUUCGCGGGCGUCAUCAUGCUCCAAGCUACCACACUCUCACUCCACCCCAGUGGGGGUCGAUGGAGGAGUGGUCGGUUGCUCCCGCACUCCCCCAACAACACCCAAGAAAGGGGGCAAGAUGCUGGCUAUCAGGGUGCAGAUGCUGGAUGAUUCCAUUACAAUGUUCCAAGUCCAGGCAAAAGCAGUUGGUAGAGUGCUGUUUGACCAAGUCUGCAAGCAGCUUCAUCUACUGGAAGCUGACUACUUUGGACUGGAAUACCAGGACUCAAGCGGUACGCGCUACUGGUUGGACCUGGAGAAACCGUUGGCACGGCAAGUGGGUCUGACCUUAGUAGAUCCGCUGCUGUACUUCUGUGUCAAGUUCUACACCCCGGAUCCGGCCCAGCUGGAGGAGGAGUUCACCCGUUACCUGUUUUGUCUGCAAAUUAAACGGGAUCUAUCACAGGGCCACAUACAGUGUAACGAGAACACUGCAGCUCUAAUGGCCUCCUACAUCGUGCAAGCGGAGUGUGGGGACUUUGUAGCCGAAGACUAUCCUGAUGCAUCCUACCUCUCUACAUACAAGUUUGUGCCUCAUCAAGAUCGCGACCUGGAGAGGAGGAUCAUGGAGAAUCACAAAAAACAUGCGGGUCAGUCACCAGCAGAAGCGGAUUUAAACCUGUUGGAGACUGCCCGUAGAUGUGAACUAUACGGGAUGAAGAUGCACCCUGCUAAGGAUCAUGAAGGGGUACCACUGAAUUUGUCUGUCGCUCACAUGGGUAUCGUCGUCUUCCAGAAUUACACUAAAAUCAACACUUUCUCCUGGGCUAAGAUUAGGAAAAUAAGUUUUAAACGGAAACGUUUCCUUAUCAAACUUCACCCAGAAGGCUAUACUGAGGGUUACUACAAGGACACAGUAGAAUUCUUCUUUGAGGGGCGCAAUGAGUGUAAAAACUUUUGGAAGAAAUGUGUUGAGAACCACGGUUUCUUCCGUUGUUCAACUGUCAAGAAAGUGCCAAGGCAACGAACUAGAGUGCUCAGUAGAGGAUCUUCCUUCAGGUAUAGUGGCAAGACGCAGAAGCAAAUGGUGGAGUUUGUGCGAGAGAACUAUGUAAAACGACAGACAUUUCAGAGGUCACAAUCAUUCCGCCAUUCUUCAUCAGUGCAUUCGUCAGUAGCCACCAAUGUGGGGGGUAGUAUCUCUGCCCACCCCCUCCUGCCACUUGGGGACAGCUCUAUCGUGUCUCUGUCAUGCGGCUCGAUGAGUCUGGCGGGAGUGGGGGGCCCGGUGGUGGGUUCUCAGAGCCCGACUGUUCGCCGCCAGCUUCAGACCAAUCCACAGAUGACGACAGCGACUGUGGCGCCUACAGUUAUCGACAACCACAUUAUGUCUACACCAGUUGAAGUUUUGGCAAAUGGAGAUGAGCAGCCAGAAGAAAAGGCUGUGGUCAAUGGCAAUUCUCCUGUGAACGUCACAACACAUCACAACAACCUCCACGACAACAACAAUAUGGUAGUGGCACUGGUCUCGUCUACUCCAAACCACAAAGCUAAUGGCACUGUUAACCACUACAGUGAAGUGUCACUUACUCCUGAUCUGAGUCCUCUCAAGAGCAUUAAGGAUGAGCUUAACAAGGGCAGUGGAGACUUAGUUGAUGGUGAAGUCAAGAAAAAACGCAACACUUCUGACCGAGCAUAUUUCAUAGCCAAAGAAAUUCUCAUGACUGAAAGAACGUAUCGCAAGGACUUGGAAGUCAUUAAUCUGUGGUUCCGAGACGAGGUAUGCAAGGAGGAGUGUCCGCCCAGUGUAGAUGCUCUAUUGAACUUGAUAGAUCCACUGCACGAUGCUCAUUGCUUGGUGUUGAGAGAUGUGGAGCUCCGACUAGCGGCCUGGGAGACCAAGAACACUCAGCAGCAGAGGAUAGCAGACAUUCUGCUCCGAGCCUGCGACUACUUGCCGUUGUAUGAGAACUACGUGGACAGGCACCUAGAGGUACUGGAGCAGCUGGAUACGGAGUACAGAACUAACCCCAAGUUCGAGCAGGUCUACCGGGACUUCGAGACACAGAAGAUAUGCUAUCUACCUCUCACAGCUUUCGUCCUCAAGCCUCUGCAUCGCCUUUUCCAUUAUACGCAUUUACUUGACAGAUUGCUGAGACACUACUCCAAAGAUCAUGUGGACUAUGAGGACUGUCUCAGUGCGAGGGAGAGGUUAGGGGAACUACAACCUCAUCUCUCUGACCAGCUGAGGCACUCAGAGAACUUUGUGGCUUUAUGUGAACUGCAGCGUGACACUGUGGGCUUUGACCACCUGGCUGCUCCACAGCGCCAGUUCCUGCGGCAGGGCUGUCUCAACAAGUUCUCAACUCGCAAGGGAUAUCUGCAGCGCAUGUUCUUUUUGUUCUCAGAUGUGCUGUUGUAUACAAACCGAGUGGGACACUUGUUCAGUGUCCAUGGCCAGCUGCCGUUGCACACCCUGGCUAUAGAAGAACGCUGCGAUACGCCCACAGCCAACUCCUUCAUCAUAUACGGCGGCAACAGGGUAUUGACGCUAGCAGCAAGUUCGGAGGAAGAGAAAGACAAAUGGCUUGAAGACUUGACAGAAGCCAUUGAUUACAGUAAAAAUCUGCCAGUUGAUGAGAAGAUCUCCUAUCUCAGUCUUAAGUCUUGCAGCUCGUCUGACGAUGUGAUGGAUAAGUGCGGUGUGGAGGAACACAAGGUGUCUCCCCAGCGCAGUAACACUACAGUACACGUCUGCUGGCACCGCAAUACCAGUCUCAGUAUGGAGGACACGUUGCGAGCGGCCCACAACACGCUCUCCGGGUACCUCCUACGCAAGUUCAAGAACAGCAACGGAUGGCAGAAACUGUGGGUGGUGUUCACUAACUUCUGUCUCUUCUUCUACAAAACCUUCCAGGAUGAUUGUCCCUUGGCCAGCCUGCCUCUGCUGGGAUACACUGUCUCCACCCCCAAUGAAAAGGAUGCAAUCCACAAGGACUUUGUGUUUAAGUUGCAGUUCAAGAAUCAUGUUUACUUCUUUCGAGCUGAGAGCGAGUACACAUUUAGUCGGUGGAUGGAGGUAAUCAGUUCUGCCACUCAACAUGCUGGACGCACCAGGCUCUUCAGUCGAAAGGACAGUGCCCUGGACGAUUAGAAAAUGUCUUCCAUACGUACCAAAUGAAUUUUUCUUUGUUAUACGGUUAUAGUGUAUAUAUUAUUGAAUGACGUUAUAUAUAGGUUUUACUCAAUUAUUAAAUGUAAGAUCUUGCAAAUAGCGUAAUAGGGUAAAAAAUCUGUCCAACAUUGUUACAAUCUAAUUGUUAUUCAAAAAGUUUUUGUACAAGAUUUGUGUACUGAUGUUGUACUUAUAGUAAAAAAAUAUUAUAUAAAUUUUUUAAGGUAUUGAAAUAAAAGAGUUUUGUAAAAAUGUUUCAAUUACAUAAAUCUAUUGUUAUAUUUUAUUUUAACUCUGGUGCUGGCUGUCUGAUAUUUUUACAACCUUUGUAGUUGUCCAAAAAUGCUGACUAUGGUGUUGUUAAAUGAUUUAAUCAUUGUAGUACUGAAUAUCUUAUUUAACAAUAAUAGUCAUCCUUACUUUCAGUUUCAUUAACUAAAGAUGAAUCUCCAAAGUGAGAUAGAAGACAAUAGACACAGACACUUUCUUUACUUAAUUUUCCUCAAAAAUAGUAUUGGCAUCAAAAUACUAUUGAUUUACUUAGAUUUGAAAUACUUAAGUGGUCUAACAAAUUAGUCCUAGGUUAGUCACCUUAGUUUUAAAUAUCAUUUGCUGUGCAGUGCUCUAGAAACUGUGCUUAAAUAAUACUUUAAAACUGAAACACUGAAAAAAUAAUGUUCACAUAAACAAGAAAACCCAACUAUAAAAUGUGUUAAGAUAAUUAUGUAUUUUUUUUCUUAUGGAAACUAUAACUUUUUGCUUACCUAAAAAUACUGUAUAGCAGUUAUAAUUUAAAUUGUCAAAACAUAAUUUUUAGUUUUUUUUUAUAAUCUAUUACCAUUAAUUUUAAUCAAAUUAUUAAGCCUUAAGAAAGUAUUAUAAAAACAAAAAUCUUCCUACUGAUGGAUGAUGCAUCAAAAUACUAUUUUCACCCAUUAUAAUGAGGGAAGGGUACAAAAAGUUGCUGACUAAAUUAUAAUGUAACUAAAUCCUUAAAAAGAUAGGGUAAAUAUUUCCCAGGACAUGAAAUCAGAGGCUAUGAGUCUAAUUAAUGCAGGGUUAGUUAUACUGGAAAGACAGGGAAUUGUAUUUUCAGUUCCCCAUACCAACUUUUUUCACUUCACUUAUAACAACGGUUAAUGUUUGUUUCAUGAUGUUUAUUGUUUUCAUCUGCUCGUUCUGUCUGAUUUAAUCAGGACGUUCUCAUCACACUAAAAGUGGUUAUUUAUAGUUAAGUUUUAUUCAUCUUGUCAUAAGAUAGACGCUAAAUGUUAUAGAAGUAAUUGAUUAUUUUUAAUGCUCAAAAAGUAUAAACCUGUUGUUUGUUUACAAUUUUUAAGUUAAACUAGUGGUGGUCAGCCAGUAAGCAUAUUGUUGUAUCUCAUUUCUAGAAAAAUGGCUAUCAGGCAAUUUGUCUUACAUACACCCCAAACAAUCCAUAGGUUUUAAUGUUUUACAUGUUAUAAGAUUUCGGUAUUGUAUUUGUCUUGUUGAAACUAAGGCAGUGACCAAGCUGAUAAAUAGUAAUUUCAAUUGUUUUUAAAUAACUAAAAAUUACCUUGCUACCACAGAAGUUUUAAGUGCCAGUUCCAGGGUUAAAAUAACUGAUGGCCAGUCUAAUUACUGUACAAUUUGGCAAAAUAAGUACUCAUAAAUUAAAAAAGUAUUUGUAUAAAAUAUUUUUUGAACAAUAUUAAUUUAUGUAUGUAAUGAAAUUCUUGAGUAAAAUUACUUUUAUUGUA